UUCUUUAUAUUAAUCCCGCCAUGCAUCGCGAUAUGUAAAUCAGCAAAUGUGAUAAAUAGGCAGGCGAUACUGUGAGUCGGAUAAUAACGAUCCGUAUUCAAUAUGAGUGGUAUGCCGUACCUAGGAAGUAAAAUAAGUUUAAUUUCCAAGUCGGAAAUAAGAUAUGAAGGUAUACUGUAUACAAUUGAUGCCAAAGAGUCGACUGUUGCUCUUGCUAAAGUGAAAUCUUUUGGCACAGAAGAUAGACCUACAGAUCGGCCAGUUGCACCUCGAGAUGAAGUAUAUGAAUACAUCAUCUUUAGAGCUACAGAUAUUAAGGAUUUACGUGUCUGUGAACCUCCUAAGCCACAACCUACCCUUGCUGGUGGUCUUCCCAAUGAUCCUGCCAUUGUCCAACAUUCUGCUCCUACUGUUUCGUUGACAAUGCCGUUUGGUGGUUCAUGUGCACAUACAUAUGCACCUCUUGGUACCUUUUCACCUUAUCCAUUUUCUGGAAUUACCCAUGUGCCACAUGUUGUGAAUUCGCAGUCAUCUAGUGCUCGUUCAACUCCUACUUUCCAAAUGCGUAAAAGUCCCACUGUAGACGUUAGCAUUCAAGUGCCUGCUGACAACGCCAAUGACAAUGCUAACCUCAACAAUGACAACAAAGAAAAAGAAAAGGAGAAUGUGCGUAAAAAUAAUCAAGCAAACAGAAACAAGCAGUCAAGAAGAAAUCGAAGAGGAAGAAAUCGCAGAACAAGUACCUCUAAUAAAACUCCAACUUUGCACUUUGAAGAAGAAUAUGAUUUUGAGCAAGCAAAUGCCGAAUUCAUGCAAAUUCAAGAUAAACUUGAGCAAAUGAAAACAGAUGAUGAAACAGAAGGCGAUACUGAUGACAAUAUUUGCUAUGAUAAAAGAAAAUCAUUUUAUGAUUCUAUAAGUUGCGAUGCCUUAGAAAGAAGUAAAGGCAAUACUCAACGUUUUGAUUGGCGUCUGGAAAGGAAAUUGAAUAUCGAAACCUUCGGCGUUUCUGGAAAUAAUGUAAGAAGAAACUCCUGGCGUGGUCGUGGACCACGAGGAGCUAUGCGUGGUCGUGCAAGAGAUGCAGCCCCGUCCAAUAACUUAAUGGAGAUAAAAAAUAUUCAAAACCUUCCAGUAGUUCCGACACUUCCAGAAGUGACAGCUGUGUGAAAACAUUCUCAGUACUCAACUUGAAUGUUUGGAAUUUACAGACAUACAACAUUUAGAAUAUACACUCAAAGAAUGCUUAAAUGAAACUAUAAUGUAUAUUUUGAUAUUUGUUUAAUGUAAAAUAAUUGCUGCUAGUUUGCAGAAAGUCAAAUAACACUUUGACAGUGUUGCCAUAAUAGUUCCUAUAUUGUUUGUUUUACUACGAAAGUUUGUUAAUAUUCAUUUACUAUGUUAUUUUUCUUUAUUCAAAAUAUGAGAAUAAACUCUUUCCACAAUAUUUUUAUUUUAAAUGAUAAAAUAUUUUCAAAUUCUUAUUUUCAGCUUGGUAAAUCUUUAUUUAUUGAU
Centruroides sculpturatus (bark scorpion) is the source of this 1515-nucleotide messenger RNA. RefSeq names its product protein LSM14 homolog B-like. Gene Ontology annotation, cellular component: P-body. Gene Ontology annotation, molecular function: mRNA binding. The record is from RefSeq and is a predicted model, not a curated record. NCBI's taxonomy places the organism in Eukaryota, Metazoa, Arthropoda, Arachnida, Scorpiones, Buthidae. Bases 103 to 1170 code for a protein of 355 amino acids. The transcript has 8 exons. Gene Ontology annotation, biological process: P-body assembly; cytoplasmic stress granule assembly.